AUUUGUGGGUGAUCGAUGCUGCCUAGCUAGCUAUUCUUAGCCAUGUGUGAGUGUGUGACUGACCCUCAAACGCUGCAUGAUGUGCAACGUACUUCGCAUGCCUUCGACGGCGGCCAAUCUCUUGUGACCGAUUCUUUUUUGCAGGAUCAGUACUAGGGUUCUUGGGGAACCAAUUUGAUCGGAGAAAACAUCUAUCGAUCGAUCGACCUCCCCAUCCUCGGCCUCCUCUUCGGCACCAUGGUCGUCUCCAUCUUCCUGGAGCGCGCCGACAUGUUCAAGUACCUCGGCAACAUGCUCUCCUGGAAGAGCCGCGGCAGCAAGGACCUCUUCUUCCGCGUCUGCGUCGUCUCCGCCGUCGCCAGCGCGCUCUUCACCAACGACACCAGCUGCGUCGUCCUCACCGAGUUCAUCCUCAAGGUGGCGCGCCAGAACAACCUCCCGUCGCAGCCUUUCCUCCUCGCGCUCGCCUCCAGCUCCAACAUCGGCUCGGCUGCCACGCCCAUCGGCAACCCGUAGAACCUCAUCAUCGCCGUCGAGAGCGGCAUCACGUUCGGCGAGUUCCUCCUCGGCGUCUUCCCGGUGAUGAUCGUCGGCAUCCUCGCCAACACGUGCAUCCUCUACUUCUGGAGGUACCUCUCCGCCGAGCGUGACCAGCUCGAGGGCGGCGUCGCGCAUGAGUUGAAAUUAUAAUUACAUAAUGAUUUAAUUUAUUCUAUAAAUAAAUCAUGACAUUGCAGAUGUAAACUAGCAUCAACGCAUCAUUAGAUCUACACAUGUAAAUUACAUAGUAUAACAUGAACAGAUUAAAUAUGCGCAAUAUAUUGAACAUGUACCGAGAUUGCGGAAAGACCGGUUGCUCGGCAGGAACUACUCGCGGUUGCGGGCGUCGACGAAGGUGCGUAGCACGCGAACGGAGAGGAAGACGAGCCGUCGCAGGCGAACAGGGUGCAGUCGUGCAAAGCGCUUCCCAAAAACUUUAUUGCCGCCUUUCCCUUGUGCAGGACGUCGAAGGCAGAGGUUCCGGAGACCUACUCUCAUGAUCGCCGGUGCACGCCAGCGAACGGGAUGGAGUAGUCUA
Oryza sativa Japonica Group (Japanese rice) is the source of this 1078-nucleotide messenger RNA. Its product is annotated as silicon efflux transporter LSI2-like. NCBI's taxonomy places the organism in Eukaryota, Viridiplantae, Streptophyta, Magnoliopsida, Poales, Poaceae. Gene Ontology annotation, biological process: transmembrane transport. The record is from RefSeq and is a predicted model, not a curated record. Gene Ontology annotation, cellular component: membrane.